This is a messenger RNA of Nelumbo nucifera (sacred lotus), 3277 nucleotides long. The record is from RefSeq and is a predicted model, not a curated record. Lineage: Eukaryota; Viridiplantae; Streptophyta; Magnoliopsida; Proteales; Nelumbonaceae.
AGAAGUUGAGAACGGCCAACCCCGGUUGGCUAAAUUCCUCUCUCUCUCUCUCUCUCUGUUGCCCGAGCUGCCCGCGUUUUCCGCUUCCACCUGUGCCCGAGGUCCGAGCUGCCCGUUCUUUUGCUCCUUUUCCCUCUUUCUCAUUCAUCGGCCCUUUCGCUCCCUGGUUCUUAGUCUCUAUAUCUCUUUUUGGACGCACACUUAUUCUCUUUCAUGCUGCUUUUCUCUCAUCCUUCAGUGGCUGCGAAAGCUACCUGUACGAUCGACCCUCCAUUUUUUGUUGUUUCGGGCAGGUAAACUCGUCUGCCCGUUUUCUUCGGGCAACUCGAUUUGCUUUUGUAAUCCGUAGUCUUCAGUAGACUGGGGAAAAUUCUGAUAAGAGAUAAUUGGAGUAGUUUUUUUUUUCUUUUGCUCUGAACUGGUCAGCUUCUAUUUAUUACUUCAUUUUUUAGGGUUUUCGGAGUUCUCAGUGAACUUUUUUUUGGCGGGUUUCGAGCUGAUUCAUCCAGUGUUAGCCAGACAAUUCGCAUGCUUCUGAGUUUUGUUUGGAGGGAUAGUUCGUGAUCUGCGUUUAUUUGGGGUUCUGCCUGAUAGAUUUCUCUACUGGGUUUGACUGGUAUCAAACGGAAGGAUCUGAAAAAGGAACGAUUUUUGUUUCCAGCGACUUUGCAUGUUGUGAUCUUUGUUGCUUUUUGGCAUCUGAGACUUCCGUUUUGACUCCCUGAAGUGCCUGUCAAAGAGGACUUAUUGUUUUAGCUUUUGAGGUGGUUUCCUAGUUUCCGCCAGUGGGUUUGGAUAUCUGAGCUUGCAAAGGCUGAUUAGGAACGGGCGCUGUUCGAUAGGUUUGUUGUAGUCGAGAUAUGAACUGUUGAUUUAAAACUUCAUAACGAUGGGAGAGGGUCCUGAUGCUAUUCAGGCGGAGUCUUGGGAUGUGGGGAAAUCAAAGGGAAAGAAGAAGAAGAAAGAAGGUAAAGCCGAGGAACCUGGUUGUUGGUUUAAGCUCAGGCUUAUGGGUUCUUGCAUCUCUUCAAGAUCCAAAGUGGAUACCUCCAUAAGCGGUACUAGUACUCAUUAUGCGGAAAGUAAAUCCACAAAUGAUACUAGCAGAGAUCAACCAGUUGCUCCAGUAGUCUCCUCUUCAACCACUAGCAAUGGUGGGAGUAUUCCAUCCACUCCCAAAGUGGGCGAGGAUCUGAAAGUUGCUUCCCAGCUUCGAAGGUUUACCUUUAAUGAGCUUAAGGCUGCAACAAGAAAUUUUAGACCAGAGAGUCUUCUUGGUGAGGGUGGAUUUGGUUGUGUUUUCAAGGGAUGGAUUGAGGAGAAUGGAACUGCUCCUGUAAAACCUGGCACAGGGCUAACUGUUGCAGUUAAAACCCUUAAUCAUGAUGGACUUCAGGGCCAUAAAGAGUGGCUGGCUGAAGUCAAUUUUCUUGGUGAUCUUCUCCAUCCUAAUUUGGUUAAAUUGAUUGGUUACUGCAUUGAAGAUGAUCAGAGGCUGCUGGUGUAUGAGUUUAUGCCUCGAGGAAGUCUGGAGAACCACCUAUUUAGAAGGUCCUUGCCUCUUCCCUGGUCCAUCAGGAUGAAAAUUGCAUUCGGUGCUGCAAAAGGCCUUGCCUUUCUUCAUGAAGAAGCUGAAAGGCCAGUUAUAUAUAGGGACUUCAAAACAUCUAAUAUCCUGUUAGAUGCGGAAUAUAAUGCAAAGCUUUCAGACUUUGGACUUGCCAAAGAUGGUCCAGAGGGUGAUAAGACUCAUGUUUCUACCAGAGUGAUGGGAACCUAUGGAUAUGCAGCCCCAGAGUAUGUGAUGACCGGGCAUUUAACAUCAAGGAGUGAUGUAUAUAGUUUUGGGGUGGUUUUACUAGAGAUGUUGACAGGCCGAAGAUCUAUGGAUAAAAACCGACCAAAUGGGGAGCAUAACUUGGUGGAAUGGGCACGGCCACAUCUUGGUGAGAGGAGGAGGUUUUACCGGCUGAUGGACCCUCGCCUUGAGGGUCACUUCUCGAUUAAAGGUGUACAAAAGGCUGCCCAGCUGGCCCAACACUGCCUUAGCCGAGACCCAAAAGCAAGGCCUUUGAUGAGUGAAGUUGUGGAAGCCCUGAAGCCUCUACUGCACCUCAAGGACAUGGCAAGCUCCUCGGACUACUUCAAGGCAAUGCAAGCAGAGCGCACUGGGUCAAACCCAAAUGCCAGAAAUGGGCUUAGAACACAGGCGGGGUCUAUGUCAAGGAAUGGGCAACCAACCAGGAGCCUCUCAAUACAUGGUUCUCAUGCUUCUCCAUACCACCACCACCAGCCCCUUCAGUCACCCAAACCCAAUGGUAAACAGCCAUAAUGUUCAGUUCCUGUCCAUCCAUUGCUCUUGACCUCUUUCUUUUUUAAUCUUUAUUUUUUACCUUAAUUUUCUUUGGUUUUUUAUAUAUAUAUAUAUAAAUAUAUAUCAUCAUGGGGGCAUUUGAAUAGGAGAAAGGGAUCCAGCCUUCGAGGAAUCAUUAACUGACGCAGUUGUUUCUAUGUAGUGACUGGUGAGGAGGGUCGGUGGGCCGUGCCCAUUGUCCAUUGAGGAGAUAUUUUAGGGAAGAGGAGGCUUUUGGAGGAGAGAAUUGUAAUGCCACCUUAUGUUGGUUUUAAUUUAUUUGGAAAUAUAUCAAAUGGGAGUAAAGCUAAUUGACUCGUCAUUAUCAUCUAAAAUAGGCAGGGAAUAGGAAUGACUGCAAAAUGGUUUAGAUAUCUCGAAUUUGUUUGGCGGGUGGGAUCUCUUCAUCUGAUAAUGAAUCUUUUUCGUUCACCAUCCAUUGGUAACUUCAGUAAUCAGACUUCAGACCCAUCGGUUGGAUUAUACCAUCMGAUAAUAUUAAAUUGAAUCAUACAGGUGACAGGUCUACCAUCCAUGACGCACGGGGGUCUCUCUCUCUCUCGCUCUCUCAUGUUUUGGUAAUGGGGGUAUCUUGUCCCUAUGGUGAUUUAGUGAGAGCCUGGAGGAAGGAACCUUGUAGAAAAUAGAGGCGGCCAUGUCUUGGAAGUUCGAACAGUAACAGUCCCUUAUCCUUAGGAUUACUGUACUGCCAAGUUAGAUGAUAUUCUGCCAAUUUUGUCGUUCUAAUUGGAACCUCUAGGCUGUAGCAGCACGGGUUGAAGUUUGUAUGCUGCCAUGGCUGAGGUUUGUGUGGGUGUGUGUACUAGAGUUUCUAAUUUCUGUAGCUAAACCCUCCAACAGGAGUGUAUUCCAGUUGAACUGCACAAAACAAAUAAAGAGUGCGGAGUGACAUGCAUUGUUGAA